AUGUCUACAACUUUGGUGGAAAAUGAGCUGUCAUUAUCGAUGGUUCCACGAGUUGGACUGCAUGUAAGAGAUCUUUCCAUCAUCGCGUCCAAUACUAAUACCGUCUUAGUUGAUUCCUUUUCUUUAGAUUUACCUAGUGGCUCUGUAAUGGCUGUAAUGGGAGGGUCAGGAUCAGGGAAGACUACAUUAUUGAAUGUGUUAGCAUCUAAAAUUAGUGGUGGAUUAAAAACAGAAGGUACUAUAAAUUAUGUUUUAGAAGGUGAAGUAACUGAAAAUCAACACGUGAAAAUGGCCUAUUUACCACAGCAGGAUGUGUUGUCUGCAAGAUUGACUUGUAGAGAAACGUUAAAAUAUGCGGCAGAUUUGAAAUUGGAUAAAACUGAAGAAGAAAAAGCUAUAAUUGUCGAUCAAUUGAUUCGUGAAUUAGGUUUAAAAGAUUGUGCUGAUACAGAAGUAGGUGACAGUACACAUAAGGGUCUUUCCGGUGGUGAACAAAGAAGAUUAAGUGCCGGUACUCAAAUGAUUUCCAAUCCAUCUAUUAUGUUUUUAGAUGAACCAACAACUGGUCUAGAUGCAUAUUCGGCAUAUUUAGUUGUCAAGACAUUAAAAAAAUUAGCCAUUGAAGAUGGGAGAACAUUUAUAAUGUCAAUCCAUCAACCAAGAUCUGAUAUUUUGUUCUUACUAGAUAACGUUUGUAUUCUUUCUAAGGGGAAAGUCGUUUACUGUGAUGCAAUGAAAAAUACAAUUCCAUAUUUCAGUUCUCUUGGGUAUGAUGUACCGCCAAUGGUAAACCCAGCUGAUUAUUUCAUUGAUAUAUCCAGUGUUGAUGGUAGAUCCGAUGAAGCUGAAGAAGAGACCCGAAUUCGAUUAAAUCAAUUAGUCGAAUCUUGGAAACAAUAUGAAGCAAAUACCCUAUGCUAUGAGCCAGUAGAUACCUCAAAGGAAAUUCAAGUGGAAAAUAUGUCAAACAGAUUAUCAUACUGGAAGCAAGUUCGUGUUUUAACAAGAAGAAAUUUCCAACUAAACAGAAGCGAUUACGUCACAUUAAUAGCGACGUUUGGUGAACCUGCAGUUAUGGGUACUCUUGUUGGAUGGAUAUAUUAUAAACCCGAUAAGACUACCGUCGGUGGACUAAGAACAACAGCCGGUUGUCUUUACGCAUCUGUUGUAGUCCAAUGCUAUUUAUAUUUACUUUUUGAUACAUAUCGUCUUUGUGAACAAGAUAUCGCAUUAUAUGAUCGUGAACGCGCCGAAGGUUCAGUAACACCUUUAGCAUUCAUGACUGCAAGAAAGUUGUCCCUGUUUCUUUCCGAUGAUAUCCUUAUGAUUCUAAUUUUUACAACAAUAACGUACUUUAUGUUUGGACUUGAAGCAGAUGGUGCGAAAUUUUUCUAUCAAUUUUCCAUUACCUUUUUAUCACAAAUGUGUUGUGCUGGACUAGCCAUGGUUUCAGUUGCUGUAUCACGAGAUUUCUCAAAGGCGUCCUUAGUUGGUAACUUAACUUUUACAGUACUAUCAAUGAGUUGUGGUUUCUUCGUUAACGCUAAGGUUAUGCCUGUCUAUGUCCGUUGGACAAAAUAUAUUGGAUUUACAUGGUAUGGGUUUGGUGCACUACUUUCUAGUACAUUCACAGAUACAUCCUGUCCCACUGAUGACCUGGCCUCCUGCUAUGGUAAUCAACUUCUAGACAGCUAUGGAUUCCCACGUAAUUGGAUUACUGUUCCCGCCAUUGUUAUUUUUUGCUGGUGCAUUGGGUAUUAUUUUGUUGCAUUUGUCAUACUAUAUUUGCAUAAAGUAGAUAUUACGUUACAAAGUGAAGUUAAAUCAAAAAAGAAAAAACUCGAUGAGAAAGAAAAUAAAGAAAUUAUGAUCGAUCCAUUCGCUAGUAUAUCAAAAGAAAAUUCAGAAAAAGAAAUUGAUAUUGAGUCAAGAAGCACAUCAAAUUCAGAAAUUACAAUUACACUUCAAGAUAUUGAUUUACAAGUGAGAUAUAAACGAUUCUUCAAAAAUAUAAGAGGCGGGUUAUCCCAUGAAGAAGUGAAAGAAAUCUUGCAAUCAGUGAAUGCUGUGUUUAAACCAGGUAUGAUUAACGCAAUUAUGGGGCCAUCAGGUUCAGGAAAAUCGACUCUUUUAAAUUUGAUAUCUGGUAGAAUAAAGCAGUCUGUUUUCUCAAAGUUCAAUACUUCUGGGAAAAUAAUGUUUAAUGACGUACAAAUCUCGGAAGAUAUGUUCAAGGGCGUUUGUUCAUAUGUUUCACAAGAUGAUAACCAUCUGCUUGCUAAAUUAACCGUUAGAGAAACAUUCAAAUUUGCAGCUGAUUUGAGACUUCAUCAUUUAACCUCUGAACAAAGGGCAAUCAAAACUGAUGAGUUAAUUCGUGCACUUGGACUAAAACAUUGUGAAAAUAAUAUUAUUGGAAACGAGUUUAUCAAAGGUAUCAGUGGUGGUGAAAAAAGAAGGGUUUCAAUGGGUAUUCAAUUAUUAAAUGAUCCUCCUAUUUUAUUACUAGAUGAACCAACAUCAGGAUUAGAUAGUUUUACCUCUGCAACAAUUCUUGAAAUUCUUAAGAAACUCGCCACAGAAUACUCGAAAACUGUCAUUAUCACAAUCCACCAACCAAGAUCCGAACUUUUCAAAGAAUUUGGAAAUGUACUUUUGCUUGCGAAAUCUGGGAGAACCGCCUUUAAUGGCUCUCCAGAUAAAAUGAUUGAGUACUUUUCCUCUCUAGGUUAUGAUUGUCCUGAAUUUACCAAUGUUGCAGAUUUCUUCUUAGAUUUGAUAUCUAUCAAUACUCAAAACGAACAAAAUGAAUAUACAUCUAAAGCAAGAGCUGAGCAUAUCCUUACCUCCUGGAAACAAAGGAACAAUACCCUAUCAGUAAAAUCCCCUGUAUCUGAAAAGAAUGAAAUGUCUGAAGAAAACUUCCUGUUAGAAUAUGGCCACUGUGUUAGAAAACCUUGCACACCACUUUUAGCAUACCUAGUUAAUGUUAAGCGCCAAUCUAUUACGACGAGAAGAAAUUUCGAUUCAUUGAUGGCCAGAAUUGCUCAAAUUCCGGGGCUUGGUGCAAUUUUCGCCUUGUUCUUUGCUCCGCUAAAGCAUAAUUAUAACAGUAUCAAUAAUAGACUUGGGUUGGCGCAAGAAUCAACAGCAUUGUACUUUGUCGGAAUGUUAGCCAAUUUAGCAUGUUAUCCUGCUGAAAGAGAUUAUUUUUAUAAGGAACAUGAAGAUAAUGUUUAUGGAAUUGGGCCAUUUUUCCUUGCUUACAUGACUCUUGAAUUACCACUGUCUUUGUUGGCAUCUAUUAUCUAUGCAAUUUUUACUGUCUUAGCUUGUGGCUUACCGAGAACAGCUGGGAAUUUCUUUGCUAAUGUGUAUUGUUCCUUCAUUGUGAGUGGUUGUGGUGAAGCACUAGGUAUUAUGACCAACACCUUUUUUGAAAGGCCGGGAUUUGUCGUGAAUUGUAUAUCUGUUCUUUUAUCCAUAGGUACACAAAUGUCAGGAUUAAUGUCCCUACAUAUGCCAAAAGUGCUAAAAGGUUUCAAUUAUCUAAACCCCGUUGGUUAUACAUCAUUAAUUAUUAUUAACUUUGCGUUUCCAGAUUCUAUGAAACUUACAUGCGAGGAUGGUGGUAGGAAUCCAGAUGGGACAUGUGAGUUACCGAAUGGUAGAGCUGUACUUGAAUCAUAUGGGUUAGUAGCAAAUACUAGAGAAUAUCUUGGGAUUGUCAUUUGUGUUGCUAUCAUAUAUCGUUUAAUAGCCUAUUGUAUCUUAAAAGCUAAACUCGAGUGGCUAAAAUGGUAA
This is a messenger RNA of Naumovozyma dairenensis CBS 421, 3804 nucleotides long. RefSeq lists its product as uncharacterized. The coding region runs from base 1 to 3804 and encodes 1267 amino acids. Gene Ontology annotation, molecular function: ABC-type transporter activity; ATP hydrolysis activity; ATP binding. The transcript has a single exon. Gene Ontology annotation, cellular component: membrane. Lineage: Eukaryota; Fungi; Ascomycota; Saccharomycetes; Saccharomycetales; Saccharomycetaceae. The record is from RefSeq and is a predicted model, not a curated record.